This is a messenger RNA of Beta vulgaris subsp. vulgaris (sugar beet), 1950 nucleotides long. Its product is annotated as glycine-rich cell wall structural protein 1. The record is from RefSeq and is a predicted model, not a curated record. The transcript has a single exon. Bases 1 to 1950 code for a protein of 649 amino acids. Lineage: Eukaryota; Viridiplantae; Streptophyta; Magnoliopsida; Caryophyllales; Amaranthaceae.
AUGGGAAGGUCUUCAUUAUGUCUUAGUAUGUCUGUUGUACUAUUAUGUAUGCAUUUUGAGUUUAUAGGAAUAGUACAAGGAAGAUCACUUAAGGAAGAGGUUGCUUUAAAAACUCAAUACACUAUUAGAGAUAAAGGCCAUGUAGGAGUUUGUGUUGGGAGUGAGGGCCAAAAUAAUGGAUGUGGUUAUUAUCAAGGAAGACAUGGUGGUCGAGGAAGAGGUAGUUGGGGCUCCGGUAGUGGUGGAGGAGGUGUUGGAAGAGGAGGUAGUGGUGGAGGUGGUGUUGGAGGAGGAGGUAGUGGUGGAGGGGGUGUUGGAGGGGGAGGUAGUGGAGGAGUAGGUGGUGGUUUUGGAGGUGGAGCAGGGGGAGGUAUUGGAGUUGGAGGUGGUGGCGGAGGACAAGGUGGUGGUAGUGCUAGAGGUGGAGGUGGUAUUGGUGCUGGAGGUGGAGUUGGUGGCGGAAUUGGAGGAGGUGGUGGAGCGGGAGGUGGUGGAGUAGGUGGUGGUGUUGGAGGUGGAGCCGGGGGAGGUGUUGGAGUUGGAGGUGGUGGUGUUAGAAGAGGAGGAGGUGGGGGAGGGGGAGGAGGUGUUGGCGCUGGAGGAGGUGUAGGUGCUGGAGGUGGUGGUGGAAUCGGAGCAGGUGGUGGAGUAGGGGGCGGUGUUGGAGGUGGUCUAGGCGGUGGAGUUGGAGGAAGUGGUGGUGGCGGUGUUGGUGCUGGAGGUGGGGCUGGUGGAGGUGUUGGUGCCGGAGGUGGCGUUGGGGGUGGUGUUGGGGCUGGAGGAGGUGUGGGUGCCGGAGGUGGUGCAAGGGGUAGAGGAGGUGGCAGUGGUGGUGGAGGAAUUGGAGGUGGUGGUGGAGUUGGUGGUGGAAUAGGAGCAGGUGGUGGGGUAGGGGGCGGUGUUGGAGGUGGUGUAGGGGGUGGAGUUGGAGGAAGUGGUGGUGGCGGUGUUGGAGGUGGUGUAGGCGGUGGAGUUGGAGGAAGUGGUGGUGGCGGUGUUGGUGCUGGAGGUGGAGCAGGUGGAGGUAUUGGUGCAGGAGGUGGAGUAGGGGGUGGUGUAGGCGUUGGAGGAGGUGUGGGUGCCGGAGGUGGUGGGACGGCACGCGGUGGUGGAAGGGGUGGAGGAGGUGGCAGUGGUGGUGGAGGAAUUGGAGGUGGAGGUGGAGUUGGUGGUGGAAUAGGAGCAGGUGGUGGGGUAGGGGGCGGUGUUGGAGGUGGUGCUGGUGGAGGAGUUGGAGGAAGUGGUGGUGGCGGUGUUGGUGCUGGAGGUGGAGCAGGGGGAGGUAUUGGUGCGGGAGGUGGACUUGGGGGUGGUGUUGGCGUUGGAGGAGGUGUGGGUGCCGGAGGUGGUGGGACGACACGCGGUGGUGGAAGGGGUAGAGGAGGUGGCGGUGGUGGUGGAGGUGGAGUUGGUGGUGGAACUGGAGCAGGUGGCGGACUAGGAGGCGGUGUUGGAGGUGGUAUAGGUGGUGGAGUUGGAGGUAGUGGUGGCGGCGGUAUUGGUGCUGGAGGUGGAGCUGGAGGAGCUGUUGGUGCAGGAGGUGGAGCUGGAGGAGCUGUUGGUGCAGGAGGUGGAGUAGGGGGUGGUGUUGGAGGUGGCGCCGGAGGUGGUGGCGGUGGAAGAGGUAGAGGACGUGGUGGUGGUGGAGUUGGUAGUGGAAUUGGAGCAGGUGGUGGGGUAGGAGGCGGUGGUGGAGGUGGUGGAGGCGGUGGAGUUGGAGGUAGUGGUGGUGGCGGAGGAGGUGUUGGUGGUGGAGUUGGAGGGGGAGUUGGUGGCGGAAUUGGAGGAGGUGGUGGAAUUGGUGGAGGUGGUGGAAUUGGAGGUGGUGGAAGCAUUGGAGUUGGUGGUGGUGGUGUUGGAACUGGUGGAGGUAUUGGUGCUGGAGGUGGAGUCAGUGGUGGUGGUGGUGGUGGUGGUAGUGUUGGAGGUGGCACUACUACUAGAGGAUGA